UGACAGGAGAAUAUCAAAUUACCUUUCCUGGAGAGGGCAAAAGUCACAAAAAAUAAUGUCACAGCUGAGAGCGUUUUCAAAUGUAAAAUGCCCAUGUUCAGUUCCCGUAGCGUUGAUUGUGUGAUCAAGGCACUGCAGCUGUGUGGUCAAGCCAAUUUGAUGAUGUGUUAGCGGAGCACUUAACCACAAUACCAGGGAUUUUGUGAACUGGAUUACCGACUCAGUAACGAAGAAGAUGAAGCUGACACGGUCGGAGCCACUGGAGUUUCUGUUCAAGGAUCUGGAAGUUAAGAUUGAGUCCAACACCAUCCUGGACCGAGUCAGCGGUGUAGUCCACAAUGGAGAGAUCCUGGCUGUCAUGGGGCCGAGUGGCUCGGGAAAAACGACAAUGCUAAAUACAAUCGCAGGGAGAACAACUGCACAAUCAGGGGAGAUAACUGUGAACCAACAGAAGCUGACGAAACUAUUGCGGCAAAGAAUGUGCUAUGUUCUGCAAGAGGACCUCUUCUUCUCCAAACUGACGUUGUGGGAGACUCUUUAUUUUGCGGCCAUGAUCCACCUGCCUGACAAGAUGCCUCGUUCUGAAAAGUUGUCGAGAAUUGACCAGAUCAUUGAUGCCCUUGACCUUGAGGACUGCAAGAAUACAGCUAUCGGAGAUCAGGCCCAGCGAGGUUUGUCUGGAGGGGAGAAGAAGAGAGCCAGCAUCGCCUGCCAGCUGCUCACGGACCCCGACAUCAUGCUGCUAGAUGAGCCGACAUCAGGGCUGGACUCCAGCACAGCCUACACACUGAUGCAGCUGCUGAAGAAGUACACUGCGGAGAGCAACAAGGCCAUCAUCGUCACCAUUCACCAGCCGGCCAGCCAGAUCUUCCACAUGUUCACAAGGCUUCUUCUCCUGGCAAAGGGACAGGUUGCCUAUUUUGGUGCUGCUGAGAAGACUCUAGAUUUCUUUGAAGGAGUUGGUCUGAUGUGUGAGCCACACUACAACCCAGCUGACUUUAUAUUGGAGACGGUGAAGAAGGACGAAGCAACAUUGCAGACCAUCCUGAAAGCAGCAGAGAACAAGAGGUUCACAGAGGACUGGCCAUUAGAACUAAGAUGGAAUACCAAUGACAGGAACAAAACCAGCGGUGCUGACUCUCCGUCCAUGUUGUACGAGUUUGAGGCGGACAACUCAGAGCCCCAGAAUGGCUUUAUUCCCGGGGGAAACACACAUGAUGUCACCAAGUCUGCCUGCGUCGCCAUCAACUACACAAAGAGAGAUCUGGAAGAUGGUGUUGAUGUGGAAUGUGUUAAAACUGAUGUUUUCUCCCCUGAAAGUAUGUCCCGGUGGCCAACAUGUUUCUGGACUCAGUAUAAAAUGCUCAACUGGCGGACAUUCAAGCAAUCUCGGGGCCGCAUCCUGUCCAAGUACGCCAUCUCCAAUGCCUUGGUCCUGGCCAUAGUGGUGGGGUUGCUGUGGUUCCAGAUGGAGCGCACUCACAAGACCAUCCGUGAUAGGAUGGGCAUGAUUUUCUUCACUGUGAUAUUCUGGGGAUUGUCGCCUGUGUUUGACGGGAUAACAUCAUUCCCUUCCGAGCGGCCAAUCAUCCUGAAGGAGAGGGCAGCGGGGUCGUAUCGACUGUCAGCGUACUACCUGGCCAAGAUGACCAGUGAGUUGCCACUUGUCAUUAUCCUGCCGUCCGUGGCCACCACCAUCAUCUACUGGAUGGCGGGGAUGAAGGGCGUGGCCGAGUUCUUCGCAACAAUGGGCAUCAUCAUUCUUAAUGCACUGAAUGGACAGGGAAUUGGUCUGUUAAUUGGUGCGUGGAUCUGGAACAUGCAACUGGCCUUGACCUUCACGUCGACCUCCAUGCUCACAAUGCUGCUCCUAGGAGGUUUCUACACCACUCAGUUUCCACCCUGGUUGUUCUGGGCCAGAUACGUCUCCAUCUUCAGCCAUCCCUUCAGUGCUGUGUGUAUACUGGAGUUCUCCGACACCCCACCCAUUCCAUGUGCCAAUGUGACAGUCACAGAGUACCCCAGAUGUGGCCAGAAUGGAACCGAGUUCAUCACAGCUGAGAUGUUGUUGAUAGACUCAGGCACAAAGCUGCCAAUGUACCUGUAUGUGCUGGCACUACUUAUUUUCACCAUCAUGUUCCGGAUCGUUGGCUACUGGGUCCUCCGCUUCCGGACCAAGCCCCACUGAUGCUAGACAGGCUCUGUACUUUCAGUCUUUCAUACAGUCAUAUGACCAAUAGUUUGAAUCCUUAAACAGUUCGGAUAUUACCGACAUUAUGCUAAGUCAGCAUUCUUCUGCCAAUCAAUGAAAAUCCAGUGACAGCUCGAUUACUUACAUUAUCAAGCCAUAACAAAAAGGUUUUUUUAUGAUCAGAAAUAUCUUAUUCCUGCAAUGUUGUCAAUCCAGACCUUAUUCAUAGCGGGAAAUACGAGCAGUUACUUCACUGCUAGCCAACUGAAAUCCAUAGAAUGAGAAUUUAAGUGCAAUGUGUAAUUUUGAACAUGGAAAGCAUAUGAAAUUAAAGAAGUUUGGGGUUUCUGGGGUGAAAAUACAUCUUUGUACAGUACUUUACAAAGACACUUUUGAUUUCUAACACUGACAUGAAAAGGUCUUUGGUAGAUGCUGAGAAGUUUGUGGUUCAUGAGUUCAGGAUAUUAGGAUGGGACGUCUGUAUAUAUACACAACGUUUCGAGGCUUUGUCAGGUGCAUGUCUAUGCUGAGAGGACAAGCAGUAGUCUCCAAGUGUUCAAGGAACAGUUGACUGUAUAUAUAGUGCAGGGGUUUACCUGGAGGCCUAGUAUUGGCCCCAAGUCUGCAGCGAAUGUUGCUAAAACUUCCAGAGUGGGAAAUAUUAAAAUUCCCAAUUCCUGUUAGUAUGGUUAUAACGUGAUGGCUUUGUCGAGGUGACAUGUAUUUCACUGAAGGACCCAUAAAUUAAGAGGCUUCAAUGCCUAAGUUACAUUAUUGCAUUGAUUGCGAUGUUAAUAUUCCUGUGAAAUUAUGAAAAUAUGAACUCUAAAAGAAUCCUACAAAAUGAUAGGGCACUUAGUUUGGAACUCUAGAUAAAUCUCGGCUUGUGCCUCUGAUAUGAAUAGUUCCACGAUUUAGGGCAGUGUCCCAAGUUACAGGGUCUUCUCUGGGUAUUCAUUGAUCAAUAUAACCGAUUUGUACAUCUCAUCCAUGAAUCAGAGCAUGAAUCACCAACAGAAAGUCCCGUUCCACAAAGUGAUCUUACGACUGUCAUAACUUGUACUUACAUCUCAGUUCAUUGACUGUUGCAUCGCGUAUUUACGAUCAUAUCAGUUCAUUGACUGUCGUAAUUCGUACUUAUGAUCAUCUCAUCUCAGUUCAUUGACUGUUGUAACUCAAGCUUACGAUCAUCUCAGUUCAUUGACUGUUGUAACUCUUACUUGCGAUCAUCUCAGUUCAUUGACUUUUUGAACUCGUACGUAUGAUCAUAUCAGUUCAUUGACUGGCGUAACUCGUACUUGCGAUCAUCUCAGUUCUUUGACUGUUGUAACUUGUACUUGCGAUCAUCUCAGUUCAUUGACGGUCGUAACUCGUACUUACGAUCACCUCAGUUCAUUGACUGUCGUAACUCAUACUUACGAUCAUCUCAGAUCAUUGACUGUCGCAACUCGUACUUAGGAUCAUAUCAGAUCAUUGACUGUCAUAACUCAUACUUGCGAUCAUCUCAGUUCAUUGACUGUCGUACCUUGUACUUGCGAUCAUCUCAGUUCAUUGACUGUCCUAACUCAUACUUACGAUCAUAUCAGUUCAUUGACUGUCGUAACUCGUACAUGCGAUCAUCUCAGUUCAUUGACUGUCGUAACUCAUACUUACGAUCAUCUCAGUUCAUUGACUGUCCUAACUCAUACUUACGAUCAUAUCAGUUCAUUGACUGUCGUAACUCAUACUUGCGAUCAUCUCAGUUCAUUGACUGUCGUAACUCGUACUUAGGAUCAUCUCAGUUCAUUGACUGUCGUAACUCGUACAUGCGAUCAUCUCAGUUCAUUGACUGUCGUAACUCAUACUUACGAUCAUAUCAGUUCAUUGACUGUCAUAAGGGGUCCGGACACCGGCUCACCUGCUGGCUUCAGGUAGAACCAGUGAUGCAUGGGCUGUACAUAGGAUUCUGGCAAAAACAGGACCCUGAUUAAUCCAGACUUCUGUCAAUACCAGACCACAUUUACUGCCCUGAAUAUAGCUUGCAACAUUAUCCUAUUUCUUUAUCUCCCGCUAUUUUCUCACAAAUCCAGACCUCUGCCUAAUCCAGACAUACCUGUUGGUCCCAAGGAAGUCUGGUCAUGACAGAUUCCACUGUACUGUGGAAUGCUUUUAGUAUUGUUGUUAUCUUGUAUUUGUUGCUUGGUCGAGAUUCCAUUGCAUUUAUUUCUUGUUAUUGUACCCUCAGAGGAAAAAGGUGUUCAUUUUUAAUCAUGAAGCCAAUGCUUAGCCGUUUUAUUUCUGUAGUAUUUCUACAUGUAUAUCCACCUUCAGUCACCCGCCCAUCUCACACGCCUACCAAUAUUGUUCAUAGUCACCAAGAAUUAUUAUGGGAUGUAAUUGGCUGUGCAGAGUUGCAUCCCUUGGACACGCCAGAAACCUAUGGUUGUGGGUUCGAAUCCUGAUUCACCCAAUUAUGUUUCUAGGUUUGUCAGCACCAUACCUGUGCUCGUGGGUUUCACCAAAGUAGUAAAUGUUUGAAACCUGCAUCACUUAGGGUUUCCCCCCACAGUAAGAUAACACGCACUCACUCACUCACUCACUCACUCAUACCAGUCCCUAUUUUAACACCAAAACCUACUUUUGUGUUUCUGUGUUUCAUUACAUUCGUUACUAACAUCAAUGAUAGAAGUCCAAUUAUGAAUCUACUGAUUGCAAAGGACAUCUCCGCUAGACAUUGACCAAGAAAAUCUACAACAGCAGAAAGAACCACCCCCUAAAAAUGCUCGAAAUCCAACUUGAUUCAGGGAAAACUGGUUCGGGCAGGCAGCAGGGUAGGGGUAAUUCCUGUACCGAAAGAUACAAAUGUUGUGGCACCAGUUCCACGGUUCAGAUGAUAAGCUUUUGAUAGCCUGUUGUGUAUGUGUAUAACCUAACGUAGCACUAAAACCAAACAUGCCAAAUUAUAAGACGACUGUCUGGCCAUGGCCUAUUUUAACAAAGAGUCGGAAUUUCUGACCUUGUCAUGAAUGUGUGGUUCUGCUGAUGGGGCAUGUCUAAGAACCAAAUAUGUUCCAUUGUUUCAGAACUGUUUCACAUCAGAUGGAGAUUCAAAGUGUUUCAGUACAGUGAUCGAAAUAAGUGCCUGCCCGUAGGCCUGUGGCAGGUAGAUAUCGUGUCGGGCCGUGGUUUUAAAAUUUGAAGGGUCCUUGUGGCCUAUAGUAAAUUUGCGUGUCGAUGUAUUUAGCACAUUAAGCUGCAGUUUUUUGUUUUUUUUAAGUCAGGGCCCGAAGAGUUAGGUCAGGGUUGCAGCUUCUAAAGAUUUGUGGGUCGUUAUGGCAGCCAGACAAUCUUUUUUAUUUCAAACACUGUCGUAGUAUCCUGUGUGUGUAGGAAACUUCCAGUUUUAUGACAUUUUAAUCAUUGUGUGCCCUGGCGGUGCUGUGUGAUACCGGUGACAAUAGAUAUCUCAGACUAUGAACAAUUGCCACACACUCUACCUUGAUUAUUGUAGCGCAUGGGCCCAGGGUAUUUAUCAGAAGUUGGAGAUAUCAUACCCUGGAUAAGCGAGGAUGACAGACACUUUGAACUAGUACUUUAAACCAAGUCUCUGUUAGUCAGUUGCUAUGGUUACAGAUAUUCAUGUUUUGCUAUGAGCAAGAACAAGGGAUGGUUGUCAUUUCUUUGUUGGUGCUUAACCAGUCACAUUAAAAUCAGAACUUGGUGCUCAGAAGCGACAGGAUGUAUAAAAUGUUCACAAGAAGAUAAUAGCAAGUUUUUUUUCAUUUGGAACUUCCCAAUAUAUUCAAUUUUGACUGAUUAAAUCGUAAAGCUGAUGUGACGUCCAGUGGAGGGGUUUCAUCAGAGAAAAAGAUCCGAUAUUAGUGAGAUUAGUGCUUUACGAUGUGUUGAAAUAUAAUGACACUGUAUGAAGACAAACUUUACAGUAUAACCCUGUUAAUCUGGACACCCCACUAUAGCAGAAUGUUGUUUUGUUUAUAAGUCUGCGUUUCAGGAUCUGGAAAGUAACUCAUUUUCUAUCCCACUUGAUUGUCCACAAAAGGAGUGUCCUCAAUAAUUGGGUUCCACUGUAGAGAGUGUUUUUGUGUCAGCAUGAGAACCAGCUAAAGUCCCAUUCACUCAAUCAGCUGUAAAAAACUCAAUAUAUCAGGUAUUGAAAAUUAUUAGGGAAGAGAAGUUAUGGAUGUCGACUUUUUUAUUAUGAGGAACACAAUGUUUCGGAGUAUAUGCCUACACCUUCAUCAGGUGAUGAGGGGUGGUCGGGUAGCCUAGUGGUUAAAGCGUUCGCUCGUCACGCCGAAG
Haliotis rufescens (red abalone) is the source of this 6490-nucleotide messenger RNA. RefSeq names its product ABC transporter G family member 22-like. Gene Ontology annotation, molecular function: ATP binding; ABC-type transporter activity; ATP hydrolysis activity. The transcript is spliced from 16 exons. Gene Ontology annotation, cellular component: plasma membrane. NCBI's taxonomy places the organism in Eukaryota, Metazoa, Mollusca, Gastropoda, Lepetellida, Haliotidae. The coding region runs from base 236 to 2188 and encodes 650 amino acids. The record is from RefSeq and is a predicted model, not a curated record.